Messenger RNA from Prunus avium (sweet cherry), 1639 nucleotides. Its product is annotated as syntaxin-32. The record is from RefSeq and is a predicted model, not a curated record. Gene Ontology annotation, molecular function: SNAP receptor activity; SNARE binding. Gene Ontology annotation, biological process: endoplasmic reticulum to Golgi vesicle-mediated transport; intracellular protein transport; vesicle fusion. Gene Ontology annotation, cellular component: endomembrane system; SNARE complex; Golgi membrane. Lineage: Eukaryota; Viridiplantae; Streptophyta; Magnoliopsida; Rosales; Rosaceae.
CGAUAUUGCAGUAAAGUAGUUUAUUUUUUUAGUUUUUAGUUUUUGGUCAGAAUAACAAAUUUUUCUUCAGCUACAACUCCACGACGCGCAACAAGUGUUCUCUGUUUCCCGCAAGAUUAAAAUCUGCAUUAGAUCCAACCUCGCAUCAAAAUCUCUUCAAUUUCACCCCCAAACAUUUACACACGUGAACUCGCAUUCGCGCGAUCUCGAUCCAGACGCAGCGUUUCACCUUCCCGCGAGCUCUUUUCCCGAAUCAGUUUCUCUUUACUUUGCAAAGAGAACUUCAAUUCCGCGGGUCUAGGGUUUCAGAUCUCGCUCUCGCGGAGGUGGUUAUGCUAUUGUAGAGUUGCAAUUUGAAGAUUUAGGGUCUGGAAAAUGCAUGCGAAAGCGGCACAAUCGUCUUUUAGGGAUCGGACGCAGGAGUUUCAGAGUGUAGCAGAGAGGCUAAAAAAGUCGUUCUCAUCAGGACUAGGGUCGGGGCAGAAUGGGCCAAGUAGUGGAUCGAAAUCGAAAUUCGAGGAACAACGUUCCGUGGUUGCGGUUCAGUCCGAGUUCAAUAAGAGGGCUUCCAAAAUCGGGUACGGGAUACACCAGACAUCGCAGAAGCUUGGAAAGCUGACAAAGUUGGCAAAGAGGACUUCUGUGUUUGAUGACCCUACCAGGGAAAUUCAGGAGCUGACAGCAGUUAUCAAGCAGGAUAUUACUGCACUUAACUCUGCAGUGGUAGACCUUCAGCUUCUGUCCAACUCCAGAAAUGACAGUGGGAAUAUUUCUAGUGACACGACUAGUCAUUCAACCACAGUUGUUGAUGACUUGAAAAAUCGGCUUAUGAGCGCUACAAAAGAGUUUAAAGAAGUCCUCACCAUGCGGACUGAGAAUAUGAAGGUUCAUGAGAAUAGAAGACAAUUGUUUUCUGCGUCUGCAUCUAAGGAUGCUGCAAAUCCUUUUGUUCGUCAGCGUCCACUGGCUGCCAGGUCAGCUGCUAGUUCUUCAAGUGCCUCGCCUCCUCCAUGGGCUAAUGGAUCACCAUCUUCAUCACAGUUGUUCCCCAAGAAGCAGACGGAUGGGGAGAGUCAGCCAUUGCUCCAGCAGCAACAGCAACAACAGGAGAUGGUUCCGUUGCAAGAUAGUUACAUGCAGAGCAGAGCUGAAGCUUUGCAAAAUGUUGAGUCCACUAUUCAUGAGCUAAGCAAUAUUUUCAACCAGCUGGCAACCUUGGUGUCUCAGCAAGGGGAGAUUGCCAUCAGGAUUGAUGAGAACAUGGAUGACACAUUGGCGAACGUGGAGGGCGCACAAGGGGCACUGCUCAAGUAUCUGAAUAGCAUAUCAUCUAAUAGGUGGCUGAUGAUCAAGAUAUUCUUUGUACUAAUUUUUUUCCUCAUGGUUUUCCUAUUUUUUGUGGCAUAGUCAUUGCAAAGACAUUAAAAAGAAGGAAGAAAAUGACAAUGCUUUUUAGUAUUUUUACUGUCGAUAGGCCCUUUCCAUUCUUUUCGUAUCCUCUUUUUGCUUGAUCGGAUGUUCACGCGGGCAUAAACGAGAUAAGUACCUGAUUUUCCGUAUUGUAAUAUAUAUAUGUACGGGAUACAUGUAAUUGUAAAAUUUGUUGAGAUCAAUGUGACUGGCAAAAACUAUUCAAUUA